AUGGGUCGACCACCGGCCGUAGUCAUUAUUGUGAGGCAUGGUGCUAGACUGGAUGCUGCCGACACGCAAUGGCACUUGACCUCGCCAACGCCAUACGACCCUCCUCUGACUUAUGGCGGAUGGAGGCAGUCUCAAGCUCUGGGCGCAAGGAUUGCGAGCAUAUUACACGCUCGAGAGGUCGUUACAAACCCGCAUACCCUUGAUGAUCUUGAUGGACAUGUGGACAGACUGAAUAUCAAUGGCGAUUUCGGAGAGAAACAAGGACGUGCCCAUCAAUCACGCCGUGAAAAAAGACGAAAACACAAGGUCGUCAUGCACACUUCGCCAUUCCUGAGAUGCGUUCAGACCUCCAUCGCCAUUAGUGCCGGAAUAGCUCAGUAUCAAGGACCCCCCGAUCCCAGCAGUCAUCAAACGCAUCCAAGACCGCAUGUGAUGCACUCUGGCUCGCCUCAUAUUCGGGCGAUGGAUGGUCGGAACUCACCCUAUCUGUCGGCAAUUGCUGAGCCUGAGGAUCAUGGCAGAUCAAGACAAAAGAAAAAAAUGCAUCGAACCCUCUUGAGGGUGGACGCUUUCCUGGGAGAGUGGCUUUCUCCAGAGUACUUUGACAAGAUCACACCUCCGCCUGAGUCCAAGAUGAUGGUAGCAAGCUCGAAAGCAGAUCUGCUGCAUCAUGAAGACCCGGUCAAUGUAACACACACAUCCAACAAAUACUCAUCUGGACAGGGCAAUUUUCCAGGCGGUUGGAACAGCGGAAGUGCAAUAAAUACCAAGUCCCUGAAUUCUGACGAUGACACGCCUCUGGCCGACCCGUCCAGUCUUAACCAAACUAUGCCUAGAUUAGGCCGUGCCAAUAGUCAUAGUGUUGGAAAUCCUCCGAAGAGAUCUGAUGUGAUGCUCAACAGAAGAGCCGAAAGAAGCCCAACUCCAGAAAGCCCGACUUAUGUGCCUCCGAUACCUGCGUACGCAAUCUCGCCUUCGCAACCUAUACCUCCCGGGUACGUUUCCCAUGCACGUGACGCAUGUGUCAAGGUGGACAAUCUAUGGGAUAGCUUACGACCACCGCUUGAAUGGGGCAGCGGAGGUGAAUAUGGAGAAGAAUGGAGCGCCAUGCACAAGCGAUUCCGAAAAGGCUUGCACGAGAUGAUCUCCUGGUACCGCACUCAUGAUGACUCCGAGACACUGAAGCCCAUAGAGGAAGACUCUCUAGAAAGGAAAGACUCCGUCAGCAAGGACCCGGAGUAUUACGAUGACGAUGAGACGGACACUGUACUGGUUUUGGUGACCCAUGGCGCUGGAUGCAAUGCCUUGAUCGGAGCAUUGACGAGUCAACCCGUCCUUUUGGACGUUGGCAUGGCUUCACUGACCAUGGCUGUACGGAAGAGCGUCGCUUACAAGAGAGUCUCGUCACCUCACUCCGAGGAUGUGCCAGCGUCUCCAUCCCGACGACGACACUCGCUGAUUGACCUUGGCAUCUCGGAAGAUUAUGAAGUCAAGCUCACCGCUUCAACAGAACAUCUGCGAGCAGGAUCUCCAUUCUUAGCGGGCCCACAGCUUCAGCGUACUCCAAGCGUGCCAAUCAGAGAAAAGUCUCCGUACAGAUAUGAACGUCCUGGGUUCGUCAAUCCCCAUCACUCCAAGUUCAGUCCGACCAAAGAGGACUUUCAUCUGGAUAGCCCAAUCAACGACAGAUUCGGAGAACUCCAGAGAAGUUCUACUACUGUCGUCAAAUCGUCAGGUGGCCUCUGGAGCAUGCCUGUCCCCGAACAACUAGACAAAGCUGUGGAACAAGAGAGCAAGCAUCCCGGCCCGCAAGCAGGUCAAAGCGCCCCAGUCAAGGCAGGGAACCUUGACGGUUUCUCAGAGCGAGGAGAAGUGGAUCGACAUGAACGACUUAAUGGUUCAUCCAAUUCUGGCCGAACUUCUCCGAUUGGCAUUCUUGAUCACGCCAAUCAAGGGCAUUCCAUCGCUCCGAACGGUCUCUGGGGUGCUCCACCGCAAGCGCUCGGAACAGAGCGUGAUCAAGGUUCCAAGCGGCGCUGGACGCUGUCCCAAGCCGCGUGA
Messenger RNA from Letharia columbiana, 2061 nucleotides. RefSeq lists its product as uncharacterized. NCBI's taxonomy places the organism in Eukaryota, Fungi, Ascomycota, Lecanoromycetes, Lecanorales, Parmeliaceae. The record is from RefSeq and is a predicted model, not a curated record. Bases 1 to 2061 code for a protein of 686 amino acids. The transcript has 2 exons.